Molecule: messenger RNA, 684 nt
Organism: Adineta ricciae
Lineage: Eukaryota; Metazoa; Rotifera; Eurotatoria; Adinetida; Adinetidae
Source: the annotation of a GenBank genome assembly
AUGCCAAUCAUUUUCCUCCGAGCGACAACUCUACAAUUGACUUGUCAAAUGACAGAAUACAACGUCAUAGCAGUGAUUCUUGUUCCGCUAAAGCUCUUAAAAGGGAGAGUAGCUGAUGCGAUGAAUAAUUCAACAAUACGAACAUCAUUCAUCACAUCGAUCGCGACAUCAAUAACCAAGACUGAUUUUCCAACGAUAACAACAAAAACUUCGUCUACAACGAAUGCGGCAUCAACAACGAAGACCGUUUUCCUAACAAAAACAACAACCACUCCAGCUGCAACAUCAUCUCUUUGCACCGACGAUAGCGAUAAAAGUUUAUUUGACAACGAGUUUCUGUAUUCGCCGACGUCACAAACAUAUGCAACUGGUCUAUUGAAUGGUCAAUUCGGUGUGUAUAAAACAGAUGGAUACGGAAAUGUCACCUCAACUUCGAUUUGGCUUGCAGAACAAAAAUCAAAACUGGGAGUCGAGCUAAAACUUCAAAGAGACCGUAGUCUGAUUGUUUAUGCGCCUGGUGUAGCUAUAUGGGGUAGUGGUACUCAUAAUGGAGGUGACGGAGGACCAUUCUGCUUGGUAAUAUCGGAUAUGGGUCAUUUACGGUGGAUUAAUGCGAAGAAAGAAAUUCUCUGGAAACCGAAGGAACUCCAAUAUAAACAAACAAAUAUAUGUUGUCCGCAAUAA